AUGGGAAGUUUCAAUACCAGCUUGGGCAAAGGCUUCAUUUUGGUAGGCUUCUCAGAUUGGCCUCAACUGGAACUCAUCCUUUUUAUCUAUGUUUUGAUUUUCUACUCCUUAACACUCUUUGGCAACACAACUAUCAUCACUCUGUCACAACUGGACCUCAGAUUGCACAGUCCCAUGUACUUCUUCCUCUCCCACCUCUCCUUCCUGGACCUCUGCUACACCACCAGCACUGUGCCCCAGCUCCUAAUCAAUAUUCAGAGACAUGACCACACCAUCACCUAUGGAGGGUGUGUGGUCCAGCUCUUCACAGUUCUUGCCCUGGGCUCCACUGAGAGUGUGCUUCUGGUGGUGAUGGCCUUUGACCGCUUUGCUGCUGUGUGUCGUCCACUCCUCUACACAACAAUUAUGCACCCUCAUCUGUGCCAGGCAUUGGCUAUCUCAUCAUGGGUAGCAGGCCUUGUGAACUCUCUGAUCCAGACAGGCCUCAUGAUGGCCAUGCCUCUGUGUGGAUAUCGACUGAAUCACUUCUUCUGUGAGAUGCCUGUAUUCCUCAAGUUGGCAUGCAAGGACACCGAAAGAACAGAGGUUAAGAUGUUUAUAGCCAGAGCCAUAAUCCUGGUUUUCCCUGCAACACUAAUUCUAGGCUCCUAUGUACAGAUUGUCAGGGCGGUGGUGAAGGUCAAGUCAGUGGCUGGGCGCAGAAAGGCUUUUGGGACAUGCGGAUCCCACCUCCUGGUGGUUUCUAUGUUUUAUGGCUCAACCAUCUACACAUACUUACAACCAAACGACAGCUAUUCUGAGAAUGAGGGAAAGUUUGUGGCCCUCUUUUAUACUAUAAUCACCCCCAUGCUCAAUCCUCUGAUUUAUACCCUGAGAAACAAGGAUGUGAAGGGGGCUCUGUGGAAGGCACUAGGGAGAAGCACAGACUCAAGGUAG
Molecule: messenger RNA, 936 nt
Organism: Nannospalax galili (Upper Galilee mountains blind mole rat)
Lineage: Eukaryota; Metazoa; Chordata; Mammalia; Rodentia; Spalacidae
Product: olfactory receptor 10-like
Exons: 1
Coding region: 1-936 (311 amino acids)
Biological process (GO): G protein-coupled receptor signaling pathway
Cellular component (GO): membrane
Molecular function (GO): olfactory receptor activity; G protein-coupled receptor activity
Source: RefSeq, a predicted model, not a curated record